AUGAGUAAACAAUUUGACAAGGAAAAGAGAAGAAAGAUCUUUGAAGAAAUUAUAGAUACGGAGGAGAAGUAUUUGUAUUCUCUCGAAUUACUGAACAAGAAUUAUAUUGUUCCUUUGAAAAAGAACAAAUACUUGAAAUUCGGUCGAGAACUCAACACCAUUGUGUCCAAUUUGACGGUCAUUGUGAAUUUCAAUAAUCACUUGUUGACAAAAUUGAAAAAUGCGAGUGAAGAUGACAUUGGAAAAACUUUUCAAAUGAUCGUUCCUUUUCUUAAAACCUAUACACAAUACUUUAGCAACUACGAAGCUGCACUGAAUAGCAUUCGAGAGGCAGACAAGAAUCCUAAAAACAAAAAAUUCUCAGAGUGGCUAAAAAAGACCGAUGAACGUUCGAAAGAGGCCAAUCAACAGACAUUUAAACAAUUGUUAAUUCAACCUGUACAACGUAUUCCACGUUACAACUUGUUACUCUCAGAGGUAUUAAAGAAUACACCAAGAACUCAUGUAGAUUAUGACAAUUUGAAACUUGCGUCAGAAAAGAUGAAGGAAGUAGCUGAUCACUUGAAUCGACAAAUUACUGAAAUUGAAAAUAGAAACAAACUCAUCAAAUUGAAAGAAAUUUUCGUUUUAAAUCAGUCUGGAAAAGGAAGUGGUAUUACAAACAUUGUAGAACCUCACAGAAAAUAUGUCUUUGAAGGAGAAUUGAGUAUAUUGAGUGACAACUCAUUGAACAAGCAAAAACAUUACUUUUUCCUAUUCAGUGACAUGCUUGUCUGUUGCAAUGAAGUUCCUGAAACUAUAAAAAAGAAGCUCAUCGAAGACAGAUUCAAACCACAACAAACUCAACCAACAAAGGAGAAAAAGCGAUUGACAUUAUUUAGGACAGGAGAGGAUUCUAAUAAUAUUGAAAAAUCAACUGGAGCAUUUGAUGACGAUGAGAAUGAAAUUCCCGAACAUUUCUACACCAUCACUUUUACCAUCAAAUUCAAUACUGAAAAAUUAGGAUUGUCACCAACACACACACCAACUUCCUCUCCCAUCAUGGCUUCAUCUACACCAAGUACUCCUUCAGAUACUGUGGUCGAAGAUAUAUGGGUUCGCGAUUUUACAAACUUUGAAAGUGAAAGAUUUAACGUUCCUACUUUAUUCCAAUUAAUUACAUCCAAAGAAACUUAUACGUUUGAAACCAAUGAUUCCAAGUCACGCGAGAAAUGGGUGUCACACUUGAAUACCACUCUCGAAGAACUCAAAAAGAAAAAGAAAGACAUAGGAAAGGAUCAAGCAAAACCAAAGGGAUAUCCCAUUGUUUUACUCCAUCUUGCAGCAUUAUAUGUGCAAGCAAUAGCUCGAAGCAAAUUAACAAGAACUAAGAGGGGAGACGUUGAGAAUCGAUUCAAACCAAGGAAAAAGGCACAAAAACCAGUCUCCUCUCCAAUGGAUAAUUCUCCAACUUCAGAACAACUCAUUGAACCAAUUCCAUCUUCUUCGAAUACCAAUUCCACAAUCGAACAAAGUUCCGAAAAUUCUCCAAGAACAGUUCGACUUCAAUUUGUGAAACCAAUUUCAGAAGUCACACCAACAACAACAACCUCAUCGUCACUCACACCACGUGACCAACAACAACAACAACCAACAUUGGAACAACAAUCUACCUUAGUCAAACCACAACAAUCAACUGUAGAAUCAACGGAAGCCGUGGCCACUACUCAAAUUUCACAACCUGAAACACCACGUGACCAAAAAGCAACCACUCCACGAGAACAAGAAGCUGUUGUUGUUGUUGAAGAAAAUAUCAACGUUGGAGAAUCGAGUAAAGCAACAACACCUCGUGAAAAGGUUGCAACUCCACGUGACAAAGUUGCCACACCGCGUGACAACCGAAUUGAAACAGUUUGUACCACAUCGACCACAAGUGCUUUGCCUGAAAAAGUUGAAUCAACAAUUAUUGUUGAAAAGGAUGUGAAGGAAAUUUCUAUGGAAAUUCCAAGUACAACAUCCGUGUCAACAACUCAAGAAAAAACCAAUGUGGAUAUUGCAACUCAAGAAAGUUCUGUUCACAAUGUGAGUGGCAACGAUUCAACUCCAGUCAAGAGUGACAACAACAAGGAUAAAACAACACCUGAAAAGAAUUCAUCAUCACUUACAUCACCAAGAUAUCAAUCUCCUAGACAGUCACCUAGACUCUACAUUGAAGAUGAAGCAGCAACUGAAGAUGAAGAAGUCUAUUACGACGAAGAAGGAAAUGUUUUACCACCAUGGAAGGUUGAACUCAUGAAGAAAUUCAAGAAAUAUGGACGAUUUAAUAAUGUUCUUAAUCAAUCACAACAAGAAAAGCAGAGAGUUGAGAAGAAAAUUGAUAUUCCAACGAAGGGCAUGCAAUUGAGCGCCAUUCGUUCCAUGUUUGAACAAAAGGAUAAACAAGCCCAAGAAGAAAUGAAUACUCUUCGAAGAUCGACCGUUUCGAAAUAUUAA
Molecule: messenger RNA, 2472 nt
Organism: Naegleria fowleri
Lineage: Eukaryota; Heterolobosea; Eutetramitea; Acrasida; Naegleriidae
Exons: 3
Coding region: 1-2472 (823 amino acids)
Molecular function (GO): guanyl-nucleotide exchange factor activity
Source: RefSeq, a predicted model, not a curated record